AUGCUCAUAGGUUUGUGAGCAGCUGUUCAGCUCCUGAUGCACAGUUGUUGUAUUUAUGUUGCUUCCAGACGCAGUUUUGAGCUCUGUAGUGAGUGAAGCAACACUGCUUGUACACACGUCAUGACAGCAGGCACUGAACCUCCACAGAAUUUUGUUUCCUCCAGAUAGUUGAUGAUGCUAAACAGAGCGCCUUCUCCUCUCCAACCCUCACCCCUUCUUCCUUCCUUCCUCCCUCCUUCUUUCCUCCACCGCCACGUUGCCUGUCACGUGACGCCCAGCGCUCGCUCCAAAAUCAUCUCCGCGACAGGCGACACUCGAGCGCGCAUCAUCAUCAUCAUCAGCAGCAGCAGCAGCAGCAUCACAGCACAGUAUAACCGGCGGCGGCACGAGCUUUCCUCCCCACAAACAUCCGGGUGUCGCGCGCAAUGCGCAGUCGCGCCGCUGCAGCCGUUUCAGCGAGCUGAGAGAGAGAGAGAGAGAGAGAGAGAGGGCGGAGAUACCGGAAAGUGCCAGAGACGCGAAGACGCAGCGGGACGCCGACUUGGCCAAGCUUCAAACAUAGGCACUUGAAAAAAGAAAAAAACAAUCCCACGUCAACGUCAAAGACAUGGACAUGGAGAGGGUAGAAAACGCGCCCUAAAAUGUCAGAUUUAAAUACGGCGAAGCGAGUGAGAGCGGCUUCCCCUCCCCUCCUCCCUCAUCUCUUACCCUAAACCCGGUGAUCUCGUCUCAGGUGCUUCAUCCUUCUUGACGCAGUCUGACUGAACUCGGGGAGCAAAAAAAAAAAAAAAAUGAAGAAGUUUAAUAUUCGGAAGGUGCUGGACGGCUUGACGGCGGUAUCAUCGCCUUCAGCGUCGCCACAUGCAGGGGCCAAAGAGAACGACUUCAUCCUCCCGGAGACCCUCCAGUCCGAGCACUUCCAGCUCUGUAAGACGGUCCGCCAUGGUUUUCCGUAUCAGCCAUCUUCCAUGGCCUUCGACCCGGUCCAGAAAAUCCUCGCCAUCGGGACUCAAUGUGGAGCUCUGCGGUUAUUCGGUCGUCCUGGCGUAGAAUGUUACUGUCAGCACGAGAGCGGAGCCGCCGUCAUCCAGCUCCAGUUCCUCAUCAACGAAGGGGCGUUAGUGAGCGCUUUAGCCGACGACAGCAUUCACUUAUGGAACCUGCGUCAGAAGAGACCAGCCGUCCUGCACUCCCUCAAGUUCAACAGGGAGAGGAUAACCUUCUGUUACCUGCCUUUCCAAAGCAAAUGGCUGUAUAUCGGCACAGAACGAGGAAACAUCCACAUUGUAAACGUGGAGUCUUUCACGCUCUCAGGAUACACUAUCAUGUGGAACAAAGCCAUUGAACUGUCCUCCAAGGCCCACCCUGGUCCUGUCGUCCACAUAAGUGAUAACCCGAUGGAUGAAGGCAAGCUUAUAAUAGGAUUUGAGUCUGGCAUCGUGGUGCUGUGGGAUUUGAAGUCGAAGAAGGCUGACUACCGCUAUACCUACGACGAGGCGAUCCAUUCUGUGGACUGGCACCAUGAGGGGAAGCAGUUCAUCUGUAGUCACUCAGACGGCACAUUGACCAUAUGGAAUAUAAGGUCCCCAGCCAAGCCUGCACAGACAAUCACCCCACAUGGAAAACAGCCCAAGGAUGGAAAGAAGCCAGAGCCAUGUAAACCCAUUCUAAAAGUAGAGUACAAGACAACAAGGGCAGGGGAUCCAUUUAUUAUCUUGUCCGGCGGUCUAUCGUAUGACACGGUCGGUCGGCGGCCAUGUUUGACUGUUAUGCACGGGAAGAGCACGGCGGUGCUAGAGAUGGACUAUCCCAUCGUAGACUUCCUCACACUCUGUGAAACGCCAUAUCCUAACGAUUUUCAGGAACCUUAUGCUGUUGUGGUCCUUCUAGAGAAGGAUCUAGUUGUUAUCGACCUUGCACAAAAUGGUUACCCGAUCUUCGAGAACCCUUACCCCUUGACACUUCACGAGUCCCCGGUGACGUGUUGCGAGUACGUGGCCGACUGUCCCGCAGACCUUAUUCCUGCACUUUACUCGGUCGGAUCACGCCAAAAAAGACAGGGCUACAGCAAAAAGGAAUGGCCUAUAAGUGGUGGAAACUGGGGCCAGGGCUCUCAGAGCUAUCCAGAAAUGAUAAUCACUGGGCAUGCUGAUGGUUCUGUGAAGUUCUGGGAUGCUUCUGCAAUAAUGCUCCAGGUGUUGUACAAGCUGAAGACAGCCAAGGUGUUUGAGAAAGCGCGCGGCAAGGAGGAGAAAGCAUCCACGGAGAUCGUAGACGAAGAUCCGUUCGCCAUCCAGCUCAUGGCGUGGUGUCCUGACAGCCGAAUGCUGUGCGUCGCUGGAGUGUCUGCUCACGUGAUCAUCUACAGGUUCAGCAAACUGGAGAUCAUCACUGAGGUCAUACAGUUACUGGAGGUCCGACUGCAGUAUGAGCUGAACGACCUCGAGUCACCUGAAGGAGAUCAGACUCCGGCUCCUCCCACUCCAAACACCUCACCAAGUCCGCAGAACGCCGGCCUGCACCCACAUCCCUCCAGCAGCAGCAACUCGUCUGACGGCAUUAGAGAUAACGUUCCCUGUCUCAAGGUACGCAGCAGUCCUCUGAAGCAGUCUCCUGGGUAUCAGGUGGAGCUGGUGGUUCAGUUGGUUUGGGUCAAUGGAGAGCCACCGCAGCAGAUUAGCAGCCUGGCCAUCAACUCCUCAUACGGCCUCGUGGUCUUUGGCAAUACUAAUGGCCUGGUUGUGGUCGAUUAUCUCCAGAAGACUGUUCUGUUGAAUCUGAGCACCGUGGAGCUGUACGGAUCCGGCGACCCUUAUCAGAGGCAACCUCGAUCACCUCGCAAGAGUAGGCAGCCAUCGGGAGGGCUGUGUGACAUCAACGAAGGCUCGGCGACGUCAGAGGACCGCUGCAAAUCACCCACCUCAGUGUUGACGUCUAACCAUCAGCAGUUCUACAAUGGCGGUGGUAGAGGAGCAAAGAUGUCACGGAAAUUAAGCUUGCCUACUGAGCUAAAGCCAGACUUGGUCUUACUCUCUGUAUGUCCACCACGGGGCUCAAUACCGCUAGACAACAGGGACAACUCAUUCAGCCGCUCACGCAGCUCCAGCGUGACCAGCAUCGACAGGGACACACGAGAAGCCAUAACGUCGUUCUACUUCUCCCAGACGUACACGUGUAAAACGGACAGCACCCAAAGCCCUGCCCUGUGGGUGGGCACUUCGCUAGGUACAGUCCUUGCUAUCUCCCUAAACAUGCCCCCUCCAGGAGAGCAGCGGUUACUGCAGCCGGUCAUCGUCUCACCCAGUGGCACUUUCGUUCGGCUGAAAGGAAGCAUCGUCCGGCUGGCAUUCCUGGAUAACACAGGCUCACUGCUCCCACCCACAUCGGAGCUGUGGUACGAACCGAACACUGACAGCGAGGAGAAGGAGAGAGUGAGGAGGAGGAGGCCGGUGUCUGUCUCACCCUCUACCUCGCAAGACCUGACUGAGAGCCAGUAUAUGGUGGUAUGCUCGGAGAAGCAGGCCAAAGUGAUUUCUCUACCCUCACAAACAUGCGUCUUCAAGCACAACAUCACAGAGACGUCAUUUGUGCUGCACGCAGAUGUGGUGCAGGUGGGACCAGGCCUUUGUGUGGCGUGCUUCUGUGCCAACGGACACAUCAUGAUCCUCAGUUUACCUGGUCUCAGGCCGUUGCUAGAUGUAAACUACCUUCCUCUGACGGACAUGAGGAUAGCCAGGACCUUCUGCUUUACCAACCUGGGCCAAGCCAUGUACCUGACAUCUCCAACUGAGAUCCAGAGGAUAACAUACAGUCAGGAUAUUUGCGAGAACCUGCAGGAGAUGCUCGGUGAGCUCUUCACACCUGUGGAGACCCCAGAGGCUCCGAACAGGGGGUUCUUUAAGGGCCUUUUUGGAGGAGGAGCUCAGUCGCUGGAUCGAGAAGAACUCUUUGGUGAGUCUGGGGCAGGUAAGGCAUCAAGGAGCCUUGCUCAGCACAUCCCUGGACCGGGGGGCAUCGAGGGCAUGAAGGGGGCAGCAGCAGGUAUUGUGGGUGAUCUGGCUCGUGCAAGGAUAGCACUGGAUGAGAGAGGACAAAAACUGAGCGAGGUGGAAGAGCGGACAGCGGCCAUGAUGGCAAGCGCUGACUCGUUUACCAAACACGCCCACGAGAUGAUGCUGAAGUGUAAGGAUAAAAAAUGGUACCAGUUCUGAUGUGCAGUUCAGCCCCACGAACACAAAGGGACUCAACCGCUUAUCUAGAGAGCAUCAUCUUUUCUCUCGUCCUUCCUUCCCUCCCUCUUUGGUCCUCCAUCUCUUUCCUCCUGGACCACUGGGAUCCGUUCUUUAAUUCUGGCACAAUGUUGAAUACUGUGUGGACCUCAGUCCUACUGUCAGAAGUGUGUGUGUGUGUGUGUGUGUGUGUGUGUGUGUGUGUGUGUGUGUGUGUGUGUGUGUGUGUGUGUGUGUGUGUGUGUGUGUGUGUGCGUGUGUUAGAUGGACUACAUGUCAAAACAUGACCAGACAUCCACCAUCUGCUUUCUUUUGUUUUGUCUGUUUGUUAUUCCCUUCCCCCACUGUUGCUGAGGUGAUUUUCUCGAGAGCCUCGGAUUUAAAAUUUUUUUCCCAUUCACGCUGUUUUCUUCUUUCAUCUCUGUCCUUCUCAGAAGAAAACCAGAAAAAUAAAUAAACAGCCAUUGUAAAAAGAAAGAAUGAUAGAAAAAAAAAGAAAAGGGUGAAAAAUAAUCUGCACAUAAUUCUAUAUAAAUCUCUAUAUUCAACUUUUGAACUGUUUUUAUUUGGACUGUUGAGGUGCAAAAAACACAUGGGGAGUACGGAGGUUUGAGGAUUAGCCAUUAACAGGAAUUGAUGUCACUGUCAUGGAGGAGAUGGACCUAAUGACCCUGAGAGUUGUCCUUACUUCUCUUAAAGCCAUUUCUCUCUUUAUUUAUUUGUUUGUUUGUUUGUUUGUUUGUUUGUUUGUUUCAACAAGACCGAAAAAAUAUUAAAUAUUCAAACGUUCUCUUCAGGUUUAAUUCAUUUUGUUUCAUGAUAUUCUAGUUUGCAUUUGGGAAUUGUCUCAUAGAUUAUAUCAGCACAAUAAUACUUUACAUUAAAGUACCAUCUCGAAUGGGUUUAUAAUUAGUCAAAUAAGUUUUAUCGAGCUAGAAGCGGAAAAGUUCGAAAGAAUAAAACUGGGAAAGAAUAGAAAUUGUGUGUUAACUAAUUAUAUACCUGUUUUGUUUUUGUUUUUUUUUCUGAUGGUAUAUUCAUGUGCCCAGAUAUCUAGUAUAGAAAAAGGGCUGAUAUGGAGGUUUUUCUUUUUUUUUUUUUACUUUAAAAAAAAAGGGCUGAGAAAUAAAGACUAACAUGAACAACAUGACCAGGUUAUAUAUGGACAUAACCCAAUUUGGCAUCACCGAUAUCACUUUCUCACUCAAUCAUUUUUUUUACUUAUCAAAAAUAUUUGUCACGUCUCAAAUCAGUGUGAUUAUUUUACAUAUUAUUUUUCUUUAUCUCUUUUAUUUCUCAUAGUUCCAGAGCAUUGAGCUCUGUAUAUUUUCCUAAUCUUAAAUUUUUCCUUUUAUUUAAAACAAGCAAGCACUUAUACCACAUUAAUGCUGAAAUGAAGAAUAAAGCAUUCGGUCUGAGUGUUCAGAAGAGAAGAAAUUUCUUUAAGUUUGAUGUCCGGACGACGCGGUCACUCGUGUAAAUAUAUCUACAACCUACAAACAAGGCGUACACUUUCUUCCUGUUUAGCGUUUUGUUUUGAAGCUUGAACAGGUUAAUAAGGUGCUGCCUUUAAACCAGUGACACAAACGUAAUGUAGUCGGUGGCUCCGCCCACUCGACUCUCAGACAAUAGUUAGGGUCACUUCGGGAUGUUAAUCUUUACUGUUUAUAAAGCCAUACCAGCUGUCUAAAUUUAUUUGUGCACAGUUUUUUUGUGGGGAUUCGUUUAAAAAAAGAAGAAGAAAAAAAAAUCUAUAUAUCAAAAGCAAUUGAAUUGGAAAACAUCCAGUUACGUUUUCCCUCAACUGUAAUUUCAGUACAAUUGUAAUUUAUUGUGUGCAAGGACAUUGCUGCUAUAUGUGUUUGUACAUAAGACUUCUUUUCUCUGUCCAGAGCAUUAUGUCCCUCCCUCUCGUUCUUUCUCUCUUCCCCAAGUUUUUUUGCCAUCGUGUAAAUAAAUUAGUCUGACAAUCUGGGACCAUAAAUCGAAGAGCGAGAGCGGAUGAACUGGUGUGAAGACAGUCGCCAUACUAUAUGUUGUUAAAUGCCAAAGAUUUACUUUUUUUCAGUGCUUUUAUUUCUAACUGUUACUUCUAGUAAUAUGGGACAUUGUUGUAUUAGUGAGGUUUUACGUGUGGUUCUUGACCUGUGUGGAUAAGAAUACUUUCCUCAUUGAUUUUAAUUUGAGUAAAAAAAAAAAAACAUAAAUUAUAUUAUACAGUAUUUGAUGCCAUGUCAAAAUGUUUUGGAAUACAAGUUGGUAUAAAUUCCUCCCAGUUUAAUUAGCAUUUCAGAGUUAAAGCGUGUAAAGCGUGUUUAUUUCAUUUUACCGUCUUUUCCAUUAACGCGUCCUCGCAAACUAGUUUUUGUCAAAUGGUUCCUUGCGAAUAAGCUAGAAGCUCAAUCAGAACAGUUAAGACGUAAUUGAUCGAGCGAUGCGUUUUAUUUCUGUUCGGAAGCUGUGUUCGGUUUUAAGCGAAUGUUAGUUGAGGGUUUGUCAUUGACUUCCAGUGAGAUAGCGUGAACGUCUGUAUGCGUUUCAGACUAAAACCAAUCGUUUUAGCACAAAAGUCCAGUUUGGGGGAAAAAAAGAAACUGAUCAUGAUAGUUGGGGAACCGUUGUGUUGGAUCUGCUAACAUUAUUUAAUUGACCUUUAAAGAAAAAAAAAUAAAGGAAAAAGAAGUCAUUAACGCAGAACCUCUAUGUUCUCGGUUCCCACUAUCAUUGUUCAUCAGUAAUCUAAUGUGUGUUGAAAUGUUCAGUGACAGUAAGUGCAGUAAGUGUGAGCCACUCUCAGGCUGUGUGUGUCCUCUUCGAGCCGGUUUUCAGGCCUCACCUCCUUCGUUUCCGAUUCUGUCUGUGUGGAUGUUGAUGUUGAUUGUCAUUUUUUCCAAGAAAGAAAAAAAAUCCCUGCUGAAUCUGCGAUGUCUAAUAAUGCGCCUUCCUCUGAUGUUUUUUUUUUUUUAAUAUUGUUUAUCCAUCAGCUCGUUGUAUUUUAUUUUCUGUUAUGAAGUAGAUCCUGUCUCUCUCUCUCUCUCUCUCUCUCUCUCUCUCUCUCUCUCGCGCUUCAUCUCCCUUGUUCCUGAGUUUCACAGUUCUCGGUGGGUUGCAGUAUUUUUCUCAUUGUAGCCACUUUUCUUGUACAGUUUUAUGCAAAUUUCACAUGGAUGUUUGUGAAUAUCUGCUGCCACAAAUGAUUUAGAAUUAAUGUAGAUAGAGAUUACUGUGCAAUGAAAAAUAAAAAACGAAUUUAACCCA
This is a messenger RNA of Tachysurus fulvidraco (yellow catfish), 7487 nucleotides long. RefSeq names its product syntaxin binding protein 5a (tomosyn) (gene stxbp5a). Gene Ontology annotation, cellular component: SNARE complex; cytoplasm; plasma membrane. The record is from RefSeq and is a predicted model, not a curated record. Gene Ontology annotation, biological process: regulation of exocytosis; regulation of protein secretion. The coding region runs from base 792 to 4211 and encodes 1139 amino acids. Gene Ontology annotation, molecular function: syntaxin binding; myosin II binding; GTPase activator activity. NCBI's taxonomy places the organism in Eukaryota, Metazoa, Chordata, Actinopteri, Siluriformes, Bagridae. The transcript has 27 exons.